This is a messenger RNA of Magnolia sinica, 2252 nucleotides long. RefSeq names its product aminopeptidase P1. The transcript has 16 exons. Lineage: Eukaryota; Viridiplantae; Streptophyta; Magnoliopsida; Magnoliales; Magnoliaceae. The coding region runs from base 80 to 2038 and encodes 652 amino acids. The record is from RefSeq and is a predicted model, not a curated record. Gene Ontology annotation, molecular function: metalloaminopeptidase activity.
UUACUCGCGUGCAGUAUAAAGGCCGGGGCCUCCCUCGUCGUACUUCGCUACAAGCAGGCAGAGAGAGAGAGAGAGAGAGAUGGAAGAUCCUCUAGACGCUCUGAGGCCUCUCAUGGCGACUCACUCUCUCGACGCCCUCAUCGUUCCAUCGGAAGACUCUCAUCAGAGCGAAUACGUCUCCGCACGGGACAAACGGCGUGCGUUCGUCUCUGGAUUCACCGGCAGUGCUGGUUUGGCACUCAUAACAAUGGAUGAUGCACGGCUUUGGACCGAUGGGCGUUAUUUCUUGCAGGCAACAAAGGAGCUGAGCGACCGGUGGAAGCUCAUGCGAAUUGGAGAAGACCCAUCUGUAGAGAACUGGAUAGCUGAUAAUCUGCCCAGUGAUGCUGCUAUUGGGGUCGACCCUUGGUGCGUAUCUGUGGAAGCUGCACAGAGAUGGGAGCAUGCUUUCUCAAAGAAGAAACAGAGUCUGAUUCAAUUGUCCACGAACUUGGUAGAUGAAGUUUGGAAAACACGACCUCCACUAGAAAUUCAUCCUGUUGUUGUUCAGCCAUUAGAAUUUGCUGGACGUAGUGUUGCAGAAAAAUUAAAGGAUCUUAGAGAGAAACUUGCUCAGGAGAAUGCUUAUGCGAUCGUUAUUGCAACACUUGAUGAGGUUGCUUGGUUGUAUAAUGUUCGGGGGAAUGAUGUAGCUUACUGUCCAGUUAUUCAUGCAUUUGCCAUUGUAACAGAUGAUUCAGCUUUCUUUUAUGUUGACAAGAGAAAGGUUUCCGCUGAGGUUCACCAAUAUUUGACCAAGAAUGGAAUUGAAGUUCGGGAGUAUGGUGUAGUGGAAUCUGAAGUAGCCUUGCUUGCAUCUGGUGAGCUAAGAUACUCAUCUUCUCGUAAAGAUUCUCAGGUGGAAGCCCCAAAAGAUGGUGAGAUUGGUUUGACCAGAAACAAUGAAAACGAAGCUAAAGAAAAUAAGUCUAGUUUCAUAUGGGUCGACCCUGGCACUUGCUGUUUUGCCAUCUAUUCAAAGCUGCCUUCUGAGCGGGUUCUACUGCAGCAAUCACCUUUGGCCCUUGCAAAAGCUGUCAAGAACCCUGUUGAGUUGGAGGGCCUAAGAAAGGCACAUAUUCGAGACGGUGCAGCAGUUGUGCAAUACCUUGUCUGGCUGGAUAAUAAGAUGCAGGAUAUUUAUGGAGCUUCUGGUUACUUUUUGGAGCCCGAAGGAACAAAUAAGAGAAAGCGCUCGGAGACCAUGAAAAUAACAGAAGUAUCUGCGAGUGAUAAGUUAGAGGGUUUCCGUGCAAAGCAGGAGCAUUUUAAAGGGCUGAGUUUUCCAACAAUUUCAUCAGUUGGUCCAAAUGCAGCAAUUAUUCAUUAUUCACCGAAUUUAAAAUCAUGUUCAGAACUUGAUGCUGAUAGCAUAUAUCUAUUUGACUCGGGAGCACAGUAUCAAGAUGGAACAACUGAUAUAACAAGGACUGUUCAUUUUGGCAAUCCUUCUGCACAUGAGAAAGCCUGCUAUACUGCUGUCCUCAAAGGCCAUAUUGCAUUGGAUAGUGCCAGGUUUCCUACUGGGACAACCGGACAUGCUCUUGAUAUUCUUGCUCGAGUUCCUUUGUGGAAGGACGGUCUUGAUUAUCGACAUGGGACUGGGCAUGGGAUUGGGUCUUACUUGAAUGUUCAUGAAGGCCCUCAGCUAAUUAGUUUCAGACCUCAUGCUCGAAAUGUGGCAUUACAACCUUCAAUGACCAUAACAGAUGAACCUGGUUACUAUGAGGAUGGGAACUUUGGUAUCAGAUUGGAGAAUGUGCUUAUAGUCAAGGAAGCUGACACAAAAUUUAAUUUUGGCGAUAAAGGCUAUUUAUCAUUUGAGCACAUAACAUGGGCACCUUACCAGAAAAAACUGAUGGACCCGACCUUGUUAACGCCUGAAGAGAUACAAUGGGUGAAUAACUACCAUUCGACUUGUAGAGAAGUUUUGUUGCCAUACAUGGAUGAGCAUGAGAUUGCUUGGCUGAAAAGAGCAACUGAACCCAUAAGCAGUUAAGUAGUCUCUGAACGGCCCCAUCUGCUUUGGCUCGAGCGUGCGUCUGAUUCUAAAUUAUCAAGAACAUUUGCUCAGUUGGUUGAAAUGAAUCUAGUAUUAUCUCUCUAGUUGCCCUUAUUUAUAAUUUUAUGAUAUUGCUCUUCAGAAACAAACAUAGACGUCAGUUGUUACAGUGUUGGUCCUUGCUUGAAAUAAAGGGGCAGCUUCAUACUAA